This is a messenger RNA of Erinaceus europaeus (western European hedgehog), 3921 nucleotides long. Its product is annotated as vomeronasal type-2 receptor 116-like. Bases 1 to 3921 code for a protein of 1306 amino acids. Gene Ontology annotation, biological process: G protein-coupled receptor signaling pathway. Gene Ontology annotation, cellular component: membrane. NCBI's taxonomy places the organism in Eukaryota, Metazoa, Chordata, Mammalia, Eulipotyphla, Erinaceidae. Gene Ontology annotation, molecular function: G protein-coupled receptor activity. The transcript has 20 exons. The record is from RefSeq and is a predicted model, not a curated record.
AUGCCUGACACCUUCAAUGAAGCCAAGUUCUUGACCUUCAGCAUGCUGGUGUUCUGCAGCGUCUGGGUAACCUUUCUGCCUGUCUACCACGGUGCCCAGGGCAAGCUCAUGGUGUAUUUGGCUCUGUGGAUGCUCUCAGACACGGCCCUCAGUCUGAGAGCAGACCCCCUGAGCACCACUUCUCAUAUUGACGAUCACUUUGGAGACCUCAGGACAUGGUUUUGUCCUGGUUUUGAGGACAAGCAGAAACAAUCGUCAUUGCUUCUGUGUAAAAGGAAUGCCAACCGUGAAGAAAUCUUAACAAAGCACACAUUUCUCUACGAUCUCUUGGCCAAAACUCCUCCUUCCAAAUAUUUAUCUUCCAAUUGCUUCUUCUACCUCUUCUUCAUUGUCCACAAUGAUAGUUACCUGAUUUCUGAAAGCGUGGACGUGGACAUUUCUCCCUGCCCUCUAUUCCUGAAGCCUAGUGUUUACAGGGACGGGGACCUUCUGCUGGAUGGCUUCUUCCCCCUCUACUCUUGGAAAUCACAACUAGACCUACAACAACUCUAUUGGCUGUCCAAGCCAAUCCGAACUUCACCUGAAUGUUUUCAGAAUGUCUUAUUGGAGAAGUUAGUGGUUGACAGUACAGUUGUCAUGUGGGAGUUGCACAAUUAUCAUUACGUUCUGGCCUUUCUCUUUGCCAUUGAAGAGAUCAACAAGGACCCCCGUCUGCUGCCUAAUUUCACACUCGGUUUCAAUCUCUACAACGCCUUUAAUAAAAAUGCCAAGCCUUUGGAGAACAUCUUCUUUUGGUUCUCAGGAGGGAAUCAGACUGUCCCUAAUUAUAGCUGUCAGAAACAAAGCAAAUCUGCCGCCAUUAUUGCAGGAACCACAGCAGAAUUCUCAUCAAAUAUUUCACCACUUUUGGAACUCUACAAAAUCCCACAGGUCACGUAUGGACCAUAUCAUUCUUUACUGAGUGACAAAGAUCAGUUCCCAUCACUCUAUCAAAUGGCUGCUAAAGACAACUUCCUGACACAUGGACUGGUUUUGCUAUUCUUGCAUUUUGACUGGACUUGGGUGGGAAUAGUUGUUUCUGAUGAUGUAAAAAGUCAUAAAUUUGUCUCAAUGUUGGAGGCUGAGAUGUUGAAAAAUUAUAUAUGUGCAGUCUUUAUGCUGACAUUACCCAUCUCAUGGAUAUGGAAUGACAAUUUAGAUGUUGAAAAAAUACCUCUUCUAGCUCAUCAUGAAAAAGUAAAUGUCUUUCUAGUGCAUGGUGAUACUCAAAUUAUUAUGGGUAUAUACUUCUAUGGAAGAACCAUUGAACUUGUAGAGUUUAUACCAGGAAAUACAAUCAUGCCUGAAUCCAGCUAUAUUGUCUACAAUGCUGUGCAUAUAGUAACCAGAGCCCUCCACGAGAUGUUUCAGGAGGAAACAGAAACAGGAUUGACAAGAGAUGCAAACAUCCCAAUGCUUCUCUCUUGGCAGCUUCACUUAUUUCUCAGAAACAUCCAGUUUACUAACAGCAUUGGGGAACACAUAUCCUUGGAAGACCAAAGAAAGUUAGUAAAACGAUACGAUAUCCUGAACACUGUGUCAUUUCCUGCAGCUCAUGACUUCCUAGUUAAGGUGGGAGAGUUUGUCAUCAAUGGUCAAAAUAACCAAACCUUGGUCCUCAAUAAAGAGGCCAUAGAAUGGCCUAUUGAACUGGAAAAGCCUCCCAUAUCUGUGUGUACACAGAAGUGUGGUCCAGGAUUCAAGAAAGUUAUGCAGGCUAAGGCAAUCUGCUGCUUUGAAUGUGUCUUUUGUCUUACAGGGGAGAUUUCAAAUACACAAGAUGCACAAGACUGUAUCCAGUGCUCAGACCAAGAAUAUUCAAACCAAGAGAGAACACACUGUCUCCCCAAGUUGGUGACCUACUUGUCCAUUGAAGAUUCCUUGGGGAUGGCUCUGGCCUGCACAGCUUUGUGCGUCUCUGUCAUCACAGUGGUGGUUUUGUGGAUCUUUGUGAAGCACCAAGACACCCCCAUAGUCAAGGCCAAUAACAGGACUCUUAGCUACAUCCUGCUCAUCUCCCUCCUCCUCUGCUUCCUCUGUUCCUUUCUCUUCAUUGGUCGGCCACACCCUGUCACCUGCAUCCUCCAGCAAAUCACAUUUGGACUUGUGUUCACUGUGGCUCUUUCCACUGUGUUGGCAAAAACCAUGGUUGUGCUGUUGGCAUUCAAAUCCAUGAAGCUGGGAAGAACCAUGAGGUGGCUGUUGGCAUCAGGGGCUUCUAACUAUGUCAUUCCCAUCUGCACUCUUGUCCAAGUGAUUAUCUGUGGCAUCUGGCUGGGACUGUCUCCCCCUUUCAUUGAUGUAGACACACACUCUGAGCCCAGGCACCUGCUUCUCGUAUGUGACAAGGGCUCAGUCAUUGCCUUCUACUGUGUGCUGGGCUACCUGGGCUCCUUGGCCCUUGUCAGCUUCUCCUUGUCCUACUUUGUCCGCAACCUGCCUGAUGCCUUCAAUGAAGCCAAGUUCUUGACCUUCAGCAUGCUGGUGUUCUGCAGUAUCUGGGUGACCUUUCUGCCUGUCUACCACGGUGCCCAGGGCAAGCUCAUGGUGGCCUUGGAGAUCUUCUCCAUCUUGGCCUCCAGUGCUGGUCUCCUAGUGUGCAUCUUUGCUCCCAAGUGUUACAUUAUUCUGAUUAGACCUGACAAGAACUCUUUGAAAUACUUAAAGAAAAAGAGUUCUUCUUUACCUCUAUUUUGCAACGUGGAUGUGGACAUUUAUCCCUGCCCUCUAUUCCUGAAGCCUGGUGUUUACAGGGACAGGGACCUGCUGCUGGAUGGCUUCUUCCCCCUCUACUCUUUGGAAUCACAACUACACCUACAACAACUGUAUUGGCUGUCCAAGCCAAUCCAAACUUCACCUGAAUGUUUUCAGAAUGUCUUAUUGGAGAAGUUAGUGGUUUACAGCUUCCGAAACAGAGCUACUCCAUGCAGCACGACGGUGAACAUUGACAUUGGUCGUCACCUUCAGAUAAGUGGUCAGAUAAUUGGGUGGCAGUUGCACAAUUAUCAUUACGUUCUGGCCUUUCUCUUUGCCAUUGAAGAGAUCAACAAGGACCCCCGUCUGCUGCCUAAUUUCACACUCGGUUUCAAUCUCUACAACGCCUUUAAUAAAAAUGACAAGCCUUUGGAGAACAUCUUCUUUUGGUUCUCAGGAGGGAAUCAGACUGUCCCUAAUUAUAGCUGUCAGAAACAAAGCAAAUCUGCCGCCAUUAUUGCAGGAACCACAGCAGAAUUCUCAUCAAAUAUUUCACCACUUUUGGAACUCUACAAAAUCCCACAGGUCACGUAUGGACCAUAUCAUUCUUUACUGAGUGACAAAGAUCAGUUCCCAUCACUCUAUCAAAUGGCUGCUAAAGACAGCUUCCUGACACAUGGACUGGUUUUGCUAUUCUUGCAUUUUGACUGGACUUGGGUGGGAAUAGUUGUUUCUGAUGAUGUAAAAAGUCAUAAAUUUGUCUCAAUGUUGGAGGCUGAGAUGUUGAAAAAUUAUAUAUGUGCAGUCUUUAUGCUGACAUUACCUAUCUCAUGGAUAUGGAAUGACAAUUUAGAUGUUGAAAAAAUACCUCUCCUAGCUGAUCAUGAAAAAGUAAAUGUCUCUGUAUUGCAUGGUGAUUCUCAAAUUAUUAUGGGUAUAUACUUCUAUCGAAGAACCUUUGAACUUGAAGAGUUUAUACCAGGAAAUACAAUCAUGCCUGAAUCCAGCUAUAUUGUCUACAAUGCUGUGCAUAUAGUAACCAGAGCCCUCCACGAGAUGUUUCAGGAGGAAACAGAAACAGGAUUGACAAGAGAUGCAAACAUCCCAAUGCUUCUCUCUUGGCAGAAUAUCUAUCUGGAAAAUCCUGUCUUCAAAAAAUUUCAGGGUAUUGAUAUCAUUACACAAUGA